AUGGACAAUGCAACUCUAGCAUCAUUAGCAGAUCCACUCCGGGGAUUCUGCCCUCCGCCUUUCUAUGAUGUGUCUCAGUUCGGCCUGGAUGGUUUUACUGCCGGACGUUUUUGUGCGCCCGUCGACAGAAUAAAGAAAGGCUUGGUCUGUUGCUUACCAUGCCCACUGACAGACUUUCUAUACCCUGCUGAAUUCAACACAUGGUACCGAGCAGCAGAGGCCUUGAAUGUGGCUGGUCUCAUCUGUCUCGUUUUCCUAAUGGCAACCUUCUUGAUUCUCCCAGCCGAGAAGACCCGUCGACACUAUCUGAGCUAUUGCUUGAUAAUUGCUGCGAUGCUCAUGGCUCUCGGCUUCGUCAUACCUUUUGGAGCAGAACCCGACCAGUGUUACGACAAGAUAACGCCCAACGAUAUGUAUUCGAGCUUGACCUGUGCUUUCUCUGGUGCUUUUCUGAUCUCAGGGGGCAUGUCAAUCUGUGUAUGGAUUUUCAUUCGCGCACUGUCGAUGCACCUGCAGAUCUGCUGGGACGUAACGCCGGGAAGAAAAUUCUUCUACUGGGCACAGGGACUGGGGUGGACCGUCGCUGCAACCUUCUUCACGAUUACCAUCACCAUCACAGGUGUCUCAUUCCGCUUUGGCGAUGUCUGUCACGUCAACUCCGAACACUCCAUGAAGGACUUCUGGGGCCCUCUCCUAGCAAUUGCCUGUGGUGCCAUGGUGAUCCAGCUUUCAACUUUCGUAUACUGUAUCAAAGUGUACUUGCAGAACAUGUGGAGCGACGAGAAGACUGAGACUCACAGCAGCGCGGGGCUGCCUUCGUACACGAACAGCGUCCAGACAAGAUCUGCUCGAGCUGUGUAUCGUCGUGUGCGAAAGGUGCUAUGGCUCCAGUGGAGAGGCAUUACCAUUGUCGUCUUCAUUCUCGUCGAUGUCAUCUUCUUCUCAAUCGUGUUCAUUUGGCUCAACUCGCUUCAGACGCACGCACUCGACCAUCUCGAAGAUCUACAACCAUACCUGCAAUGUCUCAUCAAUUCGCCACGCAACCCGGAGCCCUGCCUGAAAUAUGGCCAAGGGCUGGCGAUCAACCAGUCCACAGUCAUAGCAGUGUUGAUAAUGUUGUCUUUUGCUGGGUUGCAGGUCUUUUUCUUGCUCCUUCGAUGGAGCAUGCUGACUGGGUGGGUGGAAUUCUUCAAAGUGAAGUUCAGUAAGAACCGAGAGUUUGUCUCUUUGGAUGCCAAACACCACCAAGAAAACUCCAAGAACUACGAGCUGCGGAAGUUCGAACAGACAGACCUACAGUCACCCCCACAUGCUUUCGCCAGCCCGGACGCUGCAGAUCACCACGACGGCGCACCCAAUUAUUUUCAAAAAGAGACUGAGAGACCGUACAGAAGCCCAACGCAGAGCUACUCCACGCCACGGCCGUUCUCACAAGGCACAAUCGCAGCUUAUUCGCGCGUUGAUUGGGAUCCACGAAGCACACAUGCCAGAGGAGGCUUGGGUUUGCACCCUCCUGAUUUCGAUGCAAAGAUCUGA
Ascochyta rabiei is the source of this 1536-nucleotide messenger RNA. RefSeq lists its product as uncharacterized. The coding region runs from base 1 to 1536 and encodes 511 amino acids. The transcript has 5 exons. NCBI's taxonomy places the organism in Eukaryota, Fungi, Ascomycota, Dothideomycetes, Pleosporales, Didymellaceae. Gene Ontology annotation, cellular component: membrane. Gene Ontology annotation, molecular function: G protein-coupled receptor activity. Gene Ontology annotation, biological process: G protein-coupled receptor signaling pathway; cell surface receptor signaling pathway. The record is from RefSeq and is a predicted model, not a curated record.